Molecule: messenger RNA, 4362 nt
Organism: Beauveria bassiana ARSEF 2860
Lineage: Eukaryota; Fungi; Ascomycota; Sordariomycetes; Hypocreales; Cordycipitaceae
Product: NACHT and TPR domain-containing protein
Exons: 3
Coding region: 1-4362 (1453 amino acids)
Molecular function (GO): protein binding
Source: RefSeq, a predicted model, not a curated record
AUGGACGCUCAGUUUGCGGCGAUUGCCGCAGACGCUGCUAAACGAUACUCGAAUUCCUCAGAAAUACAGCUCGAUGAUUACACAUCGCCAACAGUCAAGACCGUUGACGAAGUCAUCAAACAAGUCGAGCUUCGAAAUGCCCAAUUCGCGGCGUUUCGCGCCAAACGCCGCGCUGUAUUUAGUGCCAUGGCCACAGCAAUGAGGCCGGUCGAGGUAUUAGGGGAAAUCAUCGGUGGCGCUGCUGAAAAAGGUUUCCCUCCUGCCCAAAGCGUAUUCAGCGCCGUCGUCUACCUCAUCCAAGCCGCCAAGGACACCAGCGCAAUGUACGAUGGCAUCACUGAACUGUUUGAGCAACUACAUGACUUCACUGCCCGUUUAAAUAUAUAUAUUCAGUAUAAGCUGUCUCCGCCGCUCAAAGAAAAGCUGACAACCAUCCUGGCGACUUUGUUCAAAGUGUUGGUUAUUUCCACGCAAGAAGUCCGUCGUGGCAGAUUCAAAGCCUACUUCAAGCGCCUUUUCGGAAUGGGCAGCCCUAUCAAGGAAGCCUUGGAGAGAUUGCAGGCCCUUACUACCGGAGAAGAGAAAUUGGUCUUGGCGGAAACAUAUGGCAGCGUAUCAACGCUUCACGACACGACUGAAAGGGUAGAGAACCUCGUCAGUCUCGUCAACGAAAACGUGAGGAACCUUAGACUCGAUCAUCUUGGACAAAUUGACCUCUACCAAAGAGACAAACUCAAGGCAGUUCUAGAGCCGUCGCCAUUUGCGGAAGACUUCUACUCGGCCUUUAUAAAGUCUAGAAUUGCAGGUACUGGCGACUGGAUUUUGCAAGAUGAGACGCUGCAAUCCUGGAUUAAGGGCGAGAAGCAGUAUCUGUGGAUAUGCGGAAGUCCAGGCACUGGAAAGUCCUACCUCACAGCACGUCUCGUUUCGUGGGGUAUGGAGAAUCUUGGAAAUAUGGCUUACUUUUUCUUCCGCGAGAACAAUCCUGAAACAAAGUCAGUUGUUCAAGCAAUUCGUGACAUUGCUUAUCAAAUGAGCGAAAGCGACGCAUCUUACGCAAAAGCUUUGAUGAACAGUCUUCAAAGCGCCGAGGAAAUCAAGACAGUGGCGAGUGCUUUUCGGCGCUUGCUCGUUCAACCUCUUCAAGAUCCCGCGCGAACCACACCAACGUACAUAUUUCUGGACGGAAUCGAUGAAGCGUAUCACGAGGAUAUCAACCAGCUAUUGUUCCAGCUUGCUCCCGACGAAAACGCGGAAAUCGAAUACUCUUCAAAUAUAUUCAUCGCUCUUGUUGGACGAUCGUACAUGACAGAAAAUGUCACCAACAAAUUGGACCCUCAGGGACGUGGUGAUGUUUUCAGCACAAUUCAGAUCACUACGGACCGAAGCGCUAGUGAUGUUGCGGCUUACAUCGCGAAUGGAGUCGCACAAUCUCGAAUUCUGGCCCGAACCCCUGUUUUAUUCAGAGAAGAGGUCAUGAAAACCAUGGAAAAACAGGUCGACGGACUUUUCAUCCUUGCGAAAUUCAUGCUGGCCGAAGUAAAUCGCAAGCGUCAUCCAAGGUCCAUCCAGAAAAGUCUCGAAACAUUCCCCAAAGAGAUUGACGGCAUGUUAUUACGAACCCUGGAAAGCCUGUCUGAGACAAUAUCCCCAGAAGAAGCAGAAGACCUCAAUGAGAUGCUGCGUUGGAUCGUCUGCGCAGAGGAGGCAUUAUCGCUGGAGCAGCUUGAAUCAGUUCUCAUUCUGCAAUUUGGAGAUCCACCAUUCCGACUUGAAGAGACACUACGAGGCCAAUAUGGCUGCUUCUUCGAACUCGAACGGGAAGAUGGGCUCACAACCGAUGACCUGAUUAAGGAAUUCGAAAGAAAGCAGCAAAUUUUCAGGAGAGACACCAGCCCAGCAAUGAAAUAUAGCCCCGAUAGGCGUGUCACUAUGAGCGAAGCUAUCGCAGCUCGGGGUGCUCUGAGACCCAAAGCUCAUGAAGAAGCGAUGCGUCGUUUGAGCAUGUCAUCGGGUGAGAGCUCUCCGCACAGUCCAACGCGGAGUAUUGACUUGGCUGUCACCUCCACUGAGAUGGAGUACCGAUCGAAAAAAUCCACGACUUCUGUCACUUUCUUCCAUAGCACGGUUCGCGAAUUUUUCAGGAAUUUUUCGACCAACAUGGCCGAGGCCUCAUUUCAACCAAGCAUUACUUUUGACAAUGUUGAAGCACGGCUACACAUUGUGAAAACCUGUCUCAAGAUAUUCUUUGAUACGAAAUGGUUUGAAAGCUUCAAUCUUGGUCCGGGAAAGGCGGCCAUAAAGCAGUAUGCUGCGUGGUACUGGCAAGACCACCUUGCCGCGCUGGACCCGAUUGCCGUUGAUAUCAGCAUCAAGAAAGAAUUGGCACCGCAGAUCGUUGCUAUGCUUGCAGAUGAAGCGACCAUUAAUGCAUGGACCUUUCUCUACUUGAAGAACAACGAAGGUUUGGAUGUACUGAACCAAACCAACCUCCUGGGCAUCAUGCGCUGGCUCUCUGACGCUGAUGUGGUUGGUUGCUUGACUGGCCCUGCGAAAGCUUUUGCCUCAUCUCUGGCAGAGAACCCAUCCAAGAUUUCUGAGCCGAUUGGUCGUCAGUAUGCGAAAGCCUGGCUUUGCGCAGACUAUGAGGGCUACAUUCCGACUGUGUUUUGCUUCGAUAUCGUGCAAAGUGCAGCACUCAUGGCUUCUGGCUACAAGAGUACCGGGGACGAGAAGCAUUGGCUUGAAAAGUCUCUUGAUGACAGAAUUGCCAAAGCGUCUGCAUGGGCUGGCUAUCCCGAAACAGGAGUAUGGCACAGGAGAAUUGGGAGCACGUAUUUGACCCUGGGCAGACACGACGAUGCACUCGCACAUUAUAACCAGGCAUUAGAAAUGGAUAACAACAAACUGCUCACAUACGGAAGGAUUGCAUAUUGCCUGUCAAAGGAUAGAAGAUACGGAGAGGCCCUUGAUAUGGCGCUGGAAUGUGUGGUCCUCGAGGAGCGAGCCGCUGCUGACGGAAAAUUCGCCGCAGACGCGACCCAACGCAGCAAAUGGCGGCUGUACAAAGAUUAUUUUCUCAUCGCUCAGUGCUACUACCAUACAUUCCAAGUCGAAGAGUCGCUUGAAUACUACCGCAAGGCCAUUGAAAUUGCCGCGGCUGUUAAGCUCAACCCGUCGGAACAGUUUCAAUCCGAGGUCGGCUAUCUAGAGACUCUCUACAAUGAGAAUCUGCACAUGGAAAUUAUGCAAGUUGUGGAGCAGCUGUCGUUGCAAAUUGCAACCAAGACGAAAGGAGGGAGCCGUUUGGUGGAAAUGUUCCUAGCGCAGGCUAAUUCACGCCUCGUCCUCGACUGGAUUCCAAAGGCUGCUGGUACCACGGGGAAGGCAGAAUUAGUAUUGGAUUUACUGGAAUCGUCUAUUGCGACUGCGUAUGACCUGCGCGAUCCGGUCAUUGUUUUGUAUCUGCGGCUUGCCUACGCUGCUGUAUGCGCUUACAGUCACUUGGCCGAGCGUGCAACGGCCGACUUGGAGCGGAUUUCUCUCGAUGAAUACCGUCCAAGAGGAACCAUUAUUAUUCGGCAAGCGCAUGCAAUUUCUUUUCAACGACUAGCAGCUUUGUACAAACGGCAGCUGUUGCACGCAGGAAUACACUCGGGCGAGGCUGCAGAUUGGAUCCGCAAACUGGAAGAGGUGAGACGCCAGCAAGAUCAUCAUCAAAGCACAGACACGCCCAUGAAUGUGCGAGGCUCCGAUAUCAACAUGGCAGCAGUCUACCUCGGGCUCCAUCAGCGCCUCACAGGGAAACAAGAGGCCGCGAACAGAACCCUGAAACCACUGGUUUUAGACAGCUUGGACCUGCUUGCUGAUUCCGAGCCGGAGAAUGAUGUAUAUGCUUUGGACAACCUUCUCUGGCUCAUGACGGCAGCGGGAGAUGUGAGCCGAGCCAAGGCUUUGGGCCAGUCUAUGCGCCGGGUCAACCCCAAUGCGUCUAUGGUGACUACGCAGAGCGAUUCACCUAUUCUGCAGCGACUGGAGCCCAAGUUGCCAAACAUUCAGUUGUCGGACCGCAGUUGUGGUCAGUGCCUGCACAACAUUUCAUGCAGUGACGACUUUUCUAUUUGCCUGUAUUGCAUGGAGUGUUUCUGUAUCCGCUGCAUUAAGAAUGUCAUCUCAGUGCCGGGCAACAAGACUGGCGAUAAGCGCAGCAACGUCGUUUGUCGAAGUGAUCAUGAGUGGUUUGUUGUGCCGCCCCUCAAUCGCUCUCUCCAUACGGGUGAGAUUUUGGAGGUUUCGGGAAUCAAGCUAUUUGGUGAUUGGGAGGAGGCAUUGCGAAAGGAGUGGAUGGCGAAAGGCAUCUGA